Acyrthosiphon pisum (pea aphid) is the source of this 1033-nucleotide messenger RNA. RefSeq lists its product as uncharacterized. The transcript has 3 exons. Bases 512 to 1033 code for a protein of 173 amino acids. Lineage: Eukaryota; Metazoa; Arthropoda; Insecta; Hemiptera; Aphididae. The record is from RefSeq and is a predicted model, not a curated record.
UCCGCUUCAGGAGCAUGAGAACUUAAUAUUUGGCGAGUUAAACGCGACGCAAAAUUCAGUCGAAAUGGAUUGGAGUGAUGAUGGAUAUAACGAGCAACUAUAUAGACUUAUGGAGAAUUAUGAGGGGUGGGGUAGUGAUUUUGAUGAAAUUAAUGAGUUGUUUUUAAAAAAACAUAAUAAAUAAUAUUUUUAUUAACAUACAUACUGGAAUUAUUAUUUCGUUUAUACGCGGGAUAUUUUAUGUGAUAACAUAUUUCGGUAAACCAUUAAAUGAUAACACAAUAUAUAUUUACGAGCGUCUCGGGAGCAAAAUUGCGCAACCAAUCAGAGGUGUUCACAUUUCUUAUCAAUAUUUGUUAAAAUCACACUUCUUAUCUUUGUUGACAACGAGGUGAUAAUAUAUUGAUAUUAUUUUAUUCUGUGAUAUAAUCUUACAGGUGUUAUACUUAAUUAUUAAUAUUAUAUUAUUAACUAUUAUUAAUUACUAUUUACUUUUAAUUAUAAUAAUAAUAUGGAAGAGUUGGAAAUUGGAACCGGUAACAUGGAAGAGCUUAAGUGCUUAGUUUGUAAUAAAUAUUUCAGUUACAAAAGAACUUUAAAGCGACAUUCAAUUACUUGUGGCUCUAAGGAAUCAAAAAAUAUUAAUAGCGUGCAAUGCCCUGAUUUGUCGUGUCAUAAAUUAUUCACGAACAAAAAAAUGUUAAAAUGUCAUAUAGAGUCAGACCAUGGUGUGAGAUUACAAAAUGAACAAAAAACGUUUGCAACUCUUCAUGAUUUCAAAGAAUGGAAAUUAAAAACAGAAGAAGAUAAUUUAUGUUUUUAUGCCUUAAGUGCUCGUAAGACUGUCGGACAGAAUAAAAACAUUACAUACCUGGAUUGUCAUCGAACUGUUAAAAAAAAACGUAGUGAUAAUAACUCCUUUCUAACUGUUGAUGAGUACAAUAUUCGUAUUGAACAAUUAAAUCAUUCAAAAUUUGUGUUGCAAACACCAGGAGAAAAAAAAGUCUAUGAAAGAUUAUCGUAUGGUACGUAA